AUGGCAGACAGCGAGAAGGAGGAGUUCUUGGUGGAGUCGGAAGAUAAUGAGGCCAAGCAGCAAGAGAGAAAUGAAAAUUUAAAGUCUACUAUCAAAGAGACAACGGCUAGAAGAAAGACAAAUCUCUUACAAUGGAUGGAAAUCACAGUCUCAGAGCCAGAGAAGAGGUCUGGCAUCUCUAUGAAGAUGCAGGAAACAUUUACUGUAUACCUUAUAGAGACAAGAGUAACAGACCCAAACAUGAAGGGUUACACUGAAGAUACUACAUCUGCCUGGCGUCGUUACAGUGAAUUUGAGCUGCUCAGAAAUUACCUGGAAAUCACCUACCCUGCAGUAGUGGUACCCCCUCUGCCCGAGAAAAAGGCAACUUAUGUAUGGCAGAAAUCUGGUAGGGAUAAUUUUGAUCCCGAUUUUGUGGAGCGAAGGAGAGCUGGUCUUGAGAUUUUCUUGUUGCGGUUAGCUGCUCAUUCAACCUUAUCUCAGGAUCAAAUUUUUCAAACGUUUUUGAAGAAGGAAGAUGGCUGGAAGGAUAUGGUAUACUCAACAGACUUCCAAAAUAAGGCAGAUUCAAAGUUAAAAGCCCUUAGUGCAUCUUUUAGGCUGAAGAAACCAGAUAGGCGAUUUGAUGAACUGAAGAACUACAGCAAUGAACUUCAAAGCAACAUUUUAAGCUUGUUGAAAAUUCGUGCUAGGCUGGCUGACAGGCUGUACGCAAUCCACAAAGUGCAUGGUAACUAUGCGCGAGUGUUGAAUGAAUGGAGCUCUAUUGAUAAAGACAUAGCUGACCCAUUACAGGGAGCUGCUCAUUACAUGGAUGUGUUUGCUAAUAACGUAGAUGGUAUAUUGGAUGAAGAGGAGCAGUAUGCUGACCAGUUGAAGGAAUACCUGGGCUUCGGGGAUUCCCUCAGGUUUGUAUGUAAGAAACAGGAAUGUUUACAGUACGACCUGGAGCGAGUAGAGGACAGCCUGUCAUACAAGGCCAGCCAGAAGGAAAUGCUUCUACAAGGUAAAACUGGAGGCUUUUCACUAAGCAGUGUAAAGACAAAGUUAUUUGGUAGUGACACACCAGAGCAACGGGAUCAGAAGAUCAAGCAGCUGGAGGAACAAAUCGCUCUUAAUGAGGAGGAGUUAAAAACCAUCACUGCAGAGACACAGAAGUUUGUUGAGUUGGCGUUAAGAGAUAUAGACAGGUUUGAGCGACAAAAAGUGAAAGAUCUCAAGGAAAUUUUCACUAAUUUUGCAAUUAUGCAAAUAAAGCAAUGUAAGAAGGGUAUUGCAAUAUGGACAAGUGCCAAAGAUUGUUUUGGAAAGAUGUGAAGAGAUUGAACAUGGAACCGAUGGUUGUGUGCAAUUUACAGAUGACAAGACAUGUAGGAUUAAGUAGAUUGUGAUUUGUAUACAGGACAGGGCAUUGAAAACUAAACCGUUAUUGUUUAUUUGUACCACACAUUCCAUGGAAAUCUUACAGACCAACAAAUUCAAGAGAUUUUAUUGAAAUGUGUUCAGUUUAUUUAUAAAUGCGUGUUUGUAUAUUAAAUAUAACCUAUAUAUCCUUUUCUAUUCAUUUUGCUUCUUGAAAUUUUAUCUACGUACAUCUGAGAAACAAUGUGCUAGCUCACUUGACUUUGUACUCUUAACCGUCUUGAACCAAACUCUUGUGCUUGAGAAAUUUGAGCUCUGAAAUACUCACUGAAUAUUGCCAUAUGACACAGGGAACAAAAGUGCCUUGCUGCUUACGACAUGUCUUCACAUUCAAAAGCAGGCCUCUGUUCAAGUGUGUCCCUAGAUACAAGUGCACUACUCCCUUUUCCAGAGCUUGUAGACAGGGUUCAUUUUUACGCAGUAUUCGUACCUUGCACUUGGGCGAAGAAGGCGUCACUGUGGCAGAUUUGCUCGAGGCAACAUGUUGACAGCUUUGUAAAAGGGGCGCAGUUCUUUUGCCACUUGUGAGAUUAGAUUUGCAGGAACAACUACAGAAGAAAUGGUGUGUCUGUUUUUUACUGCUUCCAGUUGUACUUGUAGUACUGGCGCUAAUAAUGCAGCAGGAUAGGUAUUUAAAUUAGCAUACUCAAUAUGAAUUAGAGUUACAAAAUGUUGCAGGUAUGUUAAACGCUCCUUGUCCUCCCUUCACCUGUUUAACAAAAACGUAGCAUAAGAUUUACAGUAUAUAUGUACCAUACCUUUACAUGUUGUUUUUAUGGGCAGAGUGGUGCACGGGAGUACUAGGGGCCAUUUUCACGCAGCUGUCUUAAUGUUACCAGCUCGUAUCUACCAUGACAACAUAAUGUCUACAGUACUGGUUGCCAUGGUAGUUCAGUGAACGUAACGUUUAGAGUGCUUCAUGAAACUGGACCCAGGCAUGUAAAUGUUGAGCUUACAAAUUGCAUUGUAGUAUUAAUGAUAUACUGUUACUCAAACAAACAAAAGAUUUCGCAACAAGCUCUAAAUUGGUAAUUGGUGUAGCUGACAUGUACCGGUACCAUAAGUGGUUUUCAUCUGUCACAGAUUUGACAGUCAAACACAUAUUGUACAUAUCAGAUUCCAUAACCAAUACAUGGAACACAUAACUCAGUGUUAAAUUAUGUGAUUUGUCAGUUGGAACAUAGUUUUUCAACCAGGGUGGGUUGUGUGCGUUUACCAAGGGACAUAACUCUUGCUUGCACUUGUUAAAGGGCUGACUACAUCUAAGAAACAUGUACAUACACAAACUGGACUGUUGAUCAGUCCUAUUGCUUAUGACACAGGACAUGUUUUAAAUGCCGUGCAAUAAUUGUAGUGUGUAUGUGGGCUAUUUUACUGAAAACAGUUAACAUGAAGUCUGUGAAGUAGGCAGUGUUGUAGUAUCUGUAGCCUGUGUUGUAGUAUCUAGCCUGUUUUCUAAAAACCAUUUUAUUUUAAGCACCUAUUCUAUUAGUCAACAUUCUGAAAUGAAAUAUAUACAUUGUGAAAGAUUAGAUCGGCUUGCUCAAAUAUUUGUAAACCCAUCUUCAUAAUAUUGCUGUUUGUAGAAAAACUCAUUGAAAAAAUCAUAUUGUUUUGUAUAGUUGAAGUAGUUCUGUUGAGGGCAUACGAAGGGGUUAAUUGAGGUCGCAUGAAUGGGAUAAGGUAUUGUGGUGUAAAGAAAUGAUAAUUUUGCAGUUUUAAAUUCUGCAGUAUUUUCAUAUUUGAUUGAAGUUUUGUGUUAUACUCAGGAAUGUGUCAGUUACAUGAUCACAGCUGGCAAUUUGGAUGUAGGUAACAUUUCAUCAUUUACACGAUGAACAAAAGGCUUAAGUAAUACGACAAAUGUUGAGCAAAGCUGGGAGUUACAUGAGGAAAGUUAGGCCUAUUUGUUUAAAAGGAUGUUAAGUAUUGGACGCUUUCCAGGGUACGUGGUACAAGUAUAUGUCAUGUAGUUAGAAAGUAUGUGUAUAAGUAACACGUGAUAAACAUGUAUGCACUAAAUAAAUCAAAU
This is a messenger RNA of Liolophura sinensis, 3454 nucleotides long. RefSeq names its product sorting nexin-4-like. Gene Ontology annotation, biological process: positive regulation of autophagosome assembly; protein transport. Gene Ontology annotation, molecular function: phosphatidylinositol-3-phosphate binding. The record is from RefSeq and is a predicted model, not a curated record. Gene Ontology annotation, cellular component: plasma membrane; SNARE complex; early endosome membrane. The transcript is spliced from 14 exons. Lineage: Eukaryota; Metazoa; Mollusca; Polyplacophora; Chitonida; Chitonidae. The coding region runs from base 1 to 1317 and encodes 438 amino acids.